CGCGCGUAAAAGAGCGCGCACAGCUGUCAGCACCAAGGACAGCGCUCCGCCGCAGAACAACAGCCGACGGACGCGCAGAGAGGCGGACGAUACGAGACGCAUCACUGAUUUCUGCUGCCAGGCUUCAUGCACUAUGCUACUUUCUUGCUCUGCCUGACUUGAGAGAGGGGGGAAUUUGGAUUUUCUCAGAUGCCAUCGCUUAAAUGGCACCAUGAACACAUCGCCGCAGUGUGUGUGAAUUUCGCACCUGGGAUUGUUUUACACUUUCAAUUGGCACACUGGACAUUGCGUUCAAUCUCCUCCGCAAGCGACUAGCUCGAGGGACUAAGAGGGGAGGACAGUGGGGGUCUCCGUGCGCUCUUCUGGCCCUACACACGAUGCGUCUGCUUCUGCUGGCCGCGUUGUUCUCCUGCUCCUGCGUGCGGGGCGGCUGCGAGCCCAAGAUUGUGAACAUCGGGGCUGUCCUGAGCCAGAAGCGGUACGAGCAGGUGUUUAAAGAUGCCGUCACCCAGGCGAACCAGGUGUACGGACGAGAUAAAUUCAAGUUGACAGCCAUCUCUGUCACUCACAAAGCCAACGCGAUUCAGAUGGCGCUGUCUGUCUGCGAGGAUCUCAUUUCCAGUCAGGUGUACGCGAUCCUGGUGAGCCAUCCACCCCAGUCUAAUGAUCAUCUGACGCCCACUCCGGUCUCCUACACCGCUGGCUUCUACCGCAUCCCCGUCGUGGGGCUCACCACCAGGAUGUCCAUUUAUUCAGACAAGAGCAUUCACCUCUCGUUCUUGCGCACAGUGCCACCAUAUUCCCACCAGGCACACGUAUGGUUCGACAUGAUGCGAGAGUUUCGCUGGAAUCACAUCAUCCUAAUAGUCAGUGAUGACCACGAAGGCAGAGCAGCGCAGAAAAGACUAGAAACCCUUCUGGAGGAGAGAGAAACCAAGAAUAAAAAAAGGAACUAUGAAAACCAAGACCAACUGUCCUAUGACAACAAGAGAGGACCUAAGGCCGAGAAAGUGCUUCAGUUCAACCAGGAGACUAACUUAACUGCCCUGCUCCUGGAGGCCAAAGAGUUGGAGGCCAGAGUGAUCAUUCUCUCUGCCAGCGAGGAAGAUGCAGCCGCCGUGUACAAAACAGCACGCUUCCUCAACAUGACAGGCUCAGGCUAUGUUUGGCUGGUCGGGGAGCGUGAGAUGUCCGGUAAAGCUUUGAGCGAGGCCCCUGAUGGGCUGAUUGGCCUCCAGCUCAUCAACGGCAAGAAUGAGUCGGCACACAUCAGCGAUGCUGUUGCUGUUGUAGCCCAGUCCAUCCAAGAGCUCUUCGAGAAAGAAAACAUCACAGAACCUCCAAGGGGUUGCGUUGGCAAUACUAACAUCUGGAAGACUGGUCCACUCUUUAAAAGAGUAUUGAUGUCUUCCAAGUACCCAGAGGGCCUAACAGGACGCGUUGAGUUCAAUGAUGACGGCGACAGAAAGUAUGCUCAUUACAGCAUCCUCAACUACCAGAAGAGCAGACUGAUUCAAGUUGGCAUUUACAACGGAACACAAGUGGUGAUGAAUAAACAAAGGAAGAUCAUUUGGCCUGGCGGUGAAACAGAGAGACCGAGAGGAUUCCAGAUGUCUACUCGAUUAAAGAUAGUGACCAUUCAUCAGGAACCCUUUGUGUAUGUGAAGCCAACUACGCUGGAAGGGACCUGCAAGGAAGAGUACACACCCAAUGGAGUCUUAAUUAAAAAGGUGAUCUGCACUGGACCGAAUGAGACCAUCCCAGGUAACACAUCAGGACGCCCAAUUGUACCCCAAUGUUGCUACGGAUUUUGCAUUGACCUUCUGAUCAAGUUGGCUUUAACUAUGAACUUUACCUAUGAAGUACACCUGGUGGCAGAUGGAAAAUUCGGGACGCAGGAAAGAGUUAAUAACAGUAACAAGAAGGAGUGGAAUGGUAUGAUGGGUGAGCUCCUGGGUGGCCUUGCUGACAUGAUCGUUGCUCCCUUGACGAUCAACAAUGAACGAGCCCAGUACAUAGAAUUUUCCAAGCCUUUCAAAUACCAGGGACUCACUAUCCUUGUGAAAAAGGAAAUUCCUCGCAGUACGCUGGACUCGUUCAUGCAGCCUUUUCAAAGCACCUUGUGGCUACUGGUGGGUCUGUCGGUACAUGUGGUGGCGGUGAUGCUUUACCUAUUAGACCGGUUCAGCCCAUUUGGAAGGUUUAAAGUAAACAGCGAAGAAGAAGAAGAAGAUGCCCUCACCUUAUCUUCAGCUAUGUGGUUUUCUUGGGGUGUCUUGUUGAACUCUGGAAUUGGAGAAGGUGCCCCACGUAGUUUUUCAGCAAGAAUAUUAGGAAUGGUGUGGGCUGGCUUCGCUAUGAUUAUAGUAGCAUCCUAUACUGCCAACCUGGCUGCCUUCCUAGUGUUGGACCGGCCUGAGGAGCGCAUCACCGGCAUCAACGACCCAAGGCUGAGGAACCCAUCAGACAAAUUCAUCUAUGCCACAGUGAAGCAGAGUUCGGUGGAUAUUUACUUCCGGCGACAAGUUGAGCUGAGCACCAUGUACCGCCACAUGGAGAAGCACAACUACGAGAGCGCCGCUGAAGCCAUCCAGGCCGUUCGGGACAACAAGCUGCAUGCUUUCAUCUGGGACUCUGCGGUGCUGGAGUUUGAAGCCUCGCAGAAGUGCGACCUGGUGACCACGGGAGAGCUGUUUUUCCGUUCGGGCUUUGGCAUAGGCAUGCGCAAGGACAGCCCCUGGAAACAGAAUGUGUCCCUGGCUAUUCUCAGUUCCCAUGAGAAUGGCUUCAUGGAGGACCUAGAUAAAACCUGGGUGAGAUACCAGGAGUGUGACUCAAGGAGCAAUGCCCCAGCCACACUCACCUUUGAGAAUAUGGCAGGGGUCUUCAUGCUAGUUGCUGGAGGCAUUGCAGCAGGAAUAUUCCUCAUCUUUAUCGAGAUUGCAUAUAAGCGCCAUAAAGACGCCCGCAGGAAGCAGAUGCAGCUAGCCUUUGCGGCCGUCAAUGUCUGGAGGAAGAACCUACAGCCCUCUUCCUCUGUAGAGACUCAGGAUGAUAGGAAAAGUGGUAGAGCAGACAGCGACCCAAAAAAGAAACCUUCUUUUAGGUCCAUCAGUACCACCCUGGCCUCCAGCAUCAAGAGACGUAGGUCCUCCAAAGACACGCAAUACCCACCCACAGACAUUACGGGCCAGCUCAACUUGUCGGACCCGUCUGUCAGCACGGUGGUGUGAGGGAGAUAAAGAAGGAGAGUUUAACAUAGAGACACGUUCAUUCUUUAGAGAACAACAAGAGGAGCGAUGUAGUACCUCUUCUCUAGGUUUUGCACAAUGGAUCCAUCAUGGACGAGAACUAUUGAGCCAUUUCACAUUUACCAAUGGGAUCUGUUGGAAAUUGAUUGUGGACUGCAGGGGAUGGCAUGACACUGCAAUGCACUGGAGCUCUGUGAACACACAGACCAUAUAUACACAUAAACACAGCUUGAUGCUAAACUUAGUAUAUAUCAUCACAUCAUUCCAUCCAUCAGAUCUUCUGUAUAAAUUCUUUACGAUUAUGUAGAAAUAUUUCUUACGAGUAUUAGUGACUAUUCCUAUGUUUAUUUAGUGGUUUAAGUAUUGUACAGUAUAAUUUAGAAUUAACAAACUAAUGUUCAAAGCCGAUUCUACGGCUGAUAUUUAACUAGAUGUAGUAUGUAUACGAUUAAUUAUAUUCAUUUACAAACAUAUUUAGAUCUAUUUUACUUCCUUUCGGUUUGUUUUUAAUUCUUUGUCUAUAUAAUCUAUAAAGCAAAACGUCCGCCAAUUAAGCACAUUAUUUGUGCUGUUUUAAAUAUCAUAAUUGUCUUUUAUAUUCUACCAUCCCUCUGCAUGUAACAUGCAUGCAAACUUGUCCCCCAAAAAUGAUUGAGAACAAAAAUAUAUUGUGUACCCCUAUACACAUCACAGAAGAGAAAAUUAGAAAUGAGAUGUGGCGUAUUGCACAUCGAACUCUCCUUCAAACUCCAGUUCUUCCUCUUUAAGCUUCUCAACUUCAGUCGGAAGGGUGCAUCAAGGGGCCGAGUUUUUUCAUCCAACUAGCACUUGGCGUCUCGUGCAGAAUUAUUUCUGUGUCAUCAUCAUAGACGACCUCAGAGAUUUUUUUGCAUGAGAAUCAAAAACCCAAGUGUGCCCCUUUAUUUUCAAUGAUGGUGCUGCCUUUUUUGGAUACACCUAUUGGUUAGAUGGCAAAACUGGCCCGUUCCCUAGUUCUGGGGUUGAGAACCAUCAACAAAUCAAUACAAAUAAGGACUACUUACUGUAAAUGUCCACUUUAAGCUAUUUAUGUGACCAAUGGAAACUCCCCUAUAAGAGAGAUCACCUACCUAGCACUUUAAUGUGAAUUGUUCAGAAGCUAUAUGCGUAUGGAAAUUAUGCAAUUUGCCAAAUGUUGAUUGUAAUACUCGUACUUGAUAUGAAAAUGCACAUUUGAGAAUGCGAAAUGUGUUAUAUGUGUAACUGUCAGCUGUUCGAUUUUAACAAAUCACUCCUUUUGUAGUUUUCAUAUAUCAAUAUGUUUAGACAGAUUUGUUUCUGAUAUUCAAGCGUGAAACUGUGUCAAAUACUUCUAGAUAUUCUCUGUUUACGACUAUCCACUUUAGGUUUUAGCCUUUUCAAACUGACAGGUGUAUGUAAGGUAUGUUUUCUCAUUGCUUGGGUCAAUGAAUGUGGUUUGUACUCCAGAAGAACAAUGUAUUAUAUCCGAUUUCAGGGCAUGUGAACGUUGAAUUGAGUUUUUUGCUGACUGGACAACUAGAUUGCCAUAUGAUUUUAAGAAACUGUUGAUAAAAAGGGAGUGUUUUUAUGAGAAACUUUCACAAUGUAAAUGACACACAAUCAGAUAAACGCAUAUCCUGAGCAAAAGUCAUAUUUAAACAAGUGCAACAUGUAUGUUUCUGUUCAUUUUAGAUAUUUCCUUAAACAAACACAUAAUGUUUGCAUUUUGACAAAAAUAUAUAGAAUUAACAUCUGUGUGCCAAUAAAUUUGUGCCAUGUCAGUUGCAGACCACAA
Messenger RNA from Danio rerio (zebrafish), 5046 nucleotides. Lineage: Eukaryota; Metazoa; Chordata; Actinopteri; Cypriniformes; Danionidae. The record is from RefSeq and is a predicted model, not a curated record.